AUCUAGUGUAGUGUUGCUGCUGUGUAUAUUGGAGGAUGUCUGACAACGCAGAAUCUCCCACAGAAAAUCAAAAAGAUGAGCCUUCAGUACAACACACUGUCUCUGAACAUACUGGAUCGUCGGAUGAGAAGAAAAAGAUUGAUGUGCUGUUGAAAGCGGUUGGUGACGCACCCAUCAUGAAGACAAAAAAAUGGGCUGUGGAGAGGGGCAGGACAGUACAGUCACUCACGCAGUUCAUCUCACGCUUCCUCAAAAUGGAGCCUAGCGAACAAUUGUUCAUUUACGUCAAUCAGUCAUUUUCUCCAUCACCAGACCAAGAAGUGGGUGUACUUUUUGAGUGUUUUGGAAGUGAUGGGAAACUAGUUCUCCAUUACUGCAAGUCCCAGGCCUGGGGAUGACCGUGCAGCCUCUGCAUGUCGCUCGCUCACUCUCUCAUUUAUACACCUGCACACAUACAGAAUUACUUGCCUUUUCAAAUCAUCAUAGUUUUUUAACUUGUUGAUUAUAUUCAUUUCACUUUUUUUCUUUUUUUUGUUGUUGUUGUAAAUAAUAAAAUGUAAAUACUAUUGUAAAACGUUGUGUCAUCUAAUUGGAAACAAGUGAAUUGUGAAGAGGAGUUGUGUUGUGGGAGGUUAUGGGUGGAAAUAAUAUGAUCUCUAAAUACCUUUAGCAACAAAUUAAGAUGUUUGUAAUACUUAAGCUCAUGUAGAAAUGGUUUACAGGGAAAAUGACAAUAUAUGAUACUCAGUAUUACACAGUGAUUACUUUUUACAGUGGGGGGCGGGUAGAGUGCCAGGACCAAACAAGGCACAUGUAAGAGUUGUAGAUAGGGUGUGAAUAGCAGGUUAGAAAGGUUGGGAUGGAAGCAUUUAAAAGAAGAAAGGAUACAAAGAUGGAGACAGGACUGACAGAUGGACUGAAGAGGGAUUAUGGAUGUUGGGGUUUGACUGUGACUCCAAUUUUCAAGGAAAGGCAGGAAAAAUAGAUUGGUGAAGGACUGUACCAAAAAAAAAGGGGGGGGCGGGAGGGGGGCAAAAUGAUAAGAAGAGAAACUGCAGGCUCAACCAAAGGACCUUGUCUUUUGACAACUGCACUGCAAUAAAAAGGAAUAAAUUAAUUGAUUGAAUUAGGAAGAAAUUGAUGUGAGCAUGAUGUAAGGAGUUUAAAGUGCUCAGGUAAAUUUCACAUUUUAAAUGCAGGAUAAUUUUUUAAUUUAUCAACAGGUAUAUUUUAUGUUUAUGUAAGAUAUAUAUUUAAUUAGCUGCUGAGCUUUUGUAAAAGCUCAAUGUUGGAGAUUGAAUUCAUGUAAAGAAUAAACACAUUACCCUCACAUCAUGAUGCAUUUUGUUGGGAAUCACAUCUCGUACCACUUUUCUCUCAACUAAAUGGUUUGAGUAAAAUCUCUGAUUAGCAGAUGUACUGUGUCUUCUAUGUGUCUUUGAUAUUUCUUAAGAGAAAUAUAUAUUUCUGUACUCAAAUAGCAAGCUAAGAAGUAUCAACCUGAUGAAAUUGAGUGUACAAUGUGUUUACUUUCCUGUGUGUUCAUUGAUAGAAACUGAGAAUUA
This is a messenger RNA of Xyrauchen texanus (razorback sucker), 1565 nucleotides long. Its product is annotated as ubiquitin-like protein ATG12. Lineage: Eukaryota; Metazoa; Chordata; Actinopteri; Cypriniformes; Catostomidae. Gene Ontology annotation, cellular component: Atg12-Atg5-Atg16 complex; phagophore assembly site membrane; cytoplasm. The transcript is spliced from 4 exons. Bases 36 to 398 code for a protein of 120 amino acids. Gene Ontology annotation, biological process: autophagy of mitochondrion; nucleophagy; autophagosome assembly. The record is from RefSeq and is a predicted model, not a curated record.